AUGGCUUCCAACGUCGCACCAUGGGAUGACGUCAAGUACUUGACGGACGACGAGAUCAACUCUUUUCUCGACGACCUCGACCACAACAAUGACGGGUUAAUUGACUACAGCGAAGUCGAGCAGAAGCUGGAUAAGGUCCAUGAGGAGAUUGCUCCCAAGGCACUUCCACACCAUCUUCACCAUGACGGUCGAGAGGACUUGGACCGUCAUGCAUUCCUCCGCGCCAUUAUCAAGUCAGACAAAAACCGGAUCCCGCGCGCCGAGUUUGCCGAAACGGUCAAGAGCUGGAAUAUUCCUAGCAUGAAACAGGACCAGGCGAAUGACAGCGAGCAAAAGGACUACAUGCGCAAGAUGGGCAUCUGGAGACGAGUGAAGUCUUACUGGGCUGUUCACGGGCCAGAAAUCGCCUUUAUUGGGCUGGUAGUGGCUAUGCAGCUUGCUUUUGGGGUUUGGCAGUUUGUCAAGUACCUCACUGGAGAGUACUACACACGCGGUUUUGGUUGGGGCGUGGUGCUGGCCAAGACUUGCGCUGGUGCUCUUUAUCCGACCUUCUUCUUUCUGAUUCUCAGCAUGUCGCGGUAUUUCUCGACAUUUCUUCGACGGUCGUACUACAUCUCAAGGUUCAUCAAUUGGGAUUUGUCCCAGGAGUUCCACAUCAGGAUUUCGUGUGUGGCUCUUGUGCUCGCAAGUCUUCAUGCAAUUGGACACCUGGGAGGCUCUUUUGUUUGGGGCAGCAGGAAGGAAAACGAAGAUGCCGUGGCUAUCUUGCUGGGACCAGAUGCUGUGCCACGGCCGUAUAUUGACUACGUUAGGUCCUUGCCUGGGUUCACUGGUCUUACUGCUUUGGGCUUGUUUUAUCUUCUUUCACUGCUGAGUACUCCUCCAGUCAGAAAGUGGAACUAUGAAGUCUUCCAAAUGGGCCAUCUUCUGAUGUAUCCCAUUAUUGGGUUAUUGAUGGCCCACGGCACCGCAGGGCUACUUCAGUGGCCCAUGUUUGGGUACUGGCUUGCCUUCCCCACGCUCUUGGUUCUUACUGAAAGAAUUGUGCGGCUACUGGUUGGUUUUCACAAAAUCAGCGCUGCUCUUCAGGUUUUAGACAGCGAAACCGUCGCGAUCAGAGCCAAGAUUCCAAGUGAAAGAAUUUGGAAAUACAAUGCUGGACAGUAUGUCUUCUUGCAGGUCCCGGCCCUGAGCUUCUUUCAGUGGCAUCCUUUCACAGUAUCCACAUGUAUCGGUAAUGAAAUGCAGCUUCAUAUCAAAACCGACGGGAACUGGACACGCAGACUCCGUGACCUGGCUGGAAAAGAUGGCAUAGCACAGAUUCAGAUUGGCAUCAACGGCCCAUUUGGAGCACCAGCACAGCGCUUUUACGACUUCAGCCACACCAUUGUUGUUGGUGCCGGUAUUGGUGUCACCCCUUUCAGCGGUAUCCUUACGGACUUGCAAGAGAAAGACGACAAAGCUCACAAUGGCCCGGGUCUGGAUGCUCCAAUCACUGCAGGUGGAAGAUCAACAUCCCAUGGCUCCCACCUCAUCGGCCCUGGGGAGGAUGGCUUGCAGGAUUCGUCUGUCAGGGACAGGGAGAAGGUCUCUACUGGAGCCCCUAUAGAAGACGCCAACCACCGGGAGACGCUCACCAAGGGAGGCAACGAGACGGACAAUCACCCAUCAGACUAUCGCCGCGUUGACUUUCAUUGGAGUGUCAGAGACAAGAACAACCUCCUCUGGCUAUCCGAUCUCCUAAACCGGGUUUCUCGCUCUCAGCAAUGGCACGCUCAGCACCAUAAGGAGGAGCACGGCCCCCAUCUCGACAUUAGAAUCCACACCCACGUCACUCAGAAAAGGAACAACAUCGCCACGCAUGUAUACCGCUGGUUGCUGGAGAUGCAUCGUACUCCUGAGCACCCAGCCAGCCCGUUGACCGGACUGCUGAACGCAACACACUUCGGCAGACCAGACUUUAUCAGGAUUUUGGAUAGGCAUUAUGAGGAGAUGAAGGGGUACAAGGCUGAACUCGUAAGGAAAGACAAGGAAAAGUGGGAGGAUGAGGAGUUCAAGGUCGGGGUUUUCUUUUGUGGGACACCGAUUGUUGGGGAGAUCUUGGCUGAUAGGUGUCGCCUGUUGAGUGCGAGGGGAAGGGCGGAUGGGAGUAAGAUCGAAUAUCAUUUUAUGAUGGAGGUGUUUAACUAA
This is a messenger RNA of Podospora pseudocomata, 2190 nucleotides long. RefSeq lists its product as uncharacterized. The coding region runs from base 1 to 2190 and encodes 729 amino acids. Gene Ontology annotation, biological process: superoxide anion generation; defense response. Gene Ontology annotation, cellular component: plasma membrane; NADPH oxidase complex. The record is from RefSeq and is a predicted model, not a curated record. Gene Ontology annotation, molecular function: superoxide-generating NAD(P)H oxidase activity; calcium ion binding. The transcript has a single exon. NCBI's taxonomy places the organism in Eukaryota, Fungi, Ascomycota, Sordariomycetes, Sordariales, Podosporaceae.